AUGGGAACGCACACAUUGGUCACUAUCGUCUCUGGGUUCACCGCCUUGGCUGUGAUCGGCUCUAUAAUUAGCAUCGCCUACAUCGUAAACGAUCUCAACAACUUCUACGAUGAUGCUAUCGAGGAUCUUAACGUCUUCAAGGGCGUUGCCGACUCUGCAUGGCACAAGAUGUUGCCUAACCCUAUUGAGCUCGAAUGGGAAAGAAAUGGCAAGAGAGCUCCUCGUGGGGCAGGAGGAUCAGGAUGUGGAUGUGCUGCACAGCCAAAUAAUUGUCCACUCGGACCUCCAGGACCACCAGGAGAACCAGGAGCACCAGGAGAAGAUGGUGAGCCAGGACAACCCGGCCAGCCUGGAGGCAAUACUGGUGGAAACGGUGGCUAUAAAGGCGGAUCAGAAUGUGUAAAAUGCCCUGCUGGAGAACCUGGUCAGCCCGGCCCAGAUGGACCACCUGGUCCUGCUGGUCCUGACGGCAAUCCAGGAGCACCUGCAAGUGGAGGAAGCCUUAGCCCACCAGGCCCACCCGGACCACCUGGUGACAGCGGAAACCCAGGAACUCCAGGACCAGCUGGCCCGCCUGGACAACCUGGUGCUGGAGGACGAUCCGGAAGAGGCAACCCUGGACCACCUGGACCACCAGGACCACCUGGAGGACCUGGACAGCCAGGUCAAGAUGGAAUCCCAGCGAAUGAUGGAGCACCAGGGGCUCCCGGACCAGCUGGACCGGACGGAAAUCCUGGAAGUGCCGGAACUGACGGACAGCCUGGCCAGCCAGGUGGAUCUGGAGAGACGGGAGGUGAUGCCGAAUACUGUCCAUGUCCACCAAGAGGUGGCAGCUCAGCAGUAUCAGACACCUCUUCUACCGACAACCUAUCACCACCUUCCGGAGGAUAUCGAAAACGAGUUGUUCGUCGCCCUCAGGGAGUAUCAAAAAGAAUUGUCGUCAAGGCUUAA
This is a messenger RNA of Haemonchus placei, 951 nucleotides long. The record is from the annotation of a GenBank genome assembly. Lineage: Eukaryota; Metazoa; Nematoda; Chromadorea; Rhabditida; Trichostrongylidae.